Molecule: messenger RNA, 222 nt
Organism: Protopolystoma xenopodis
Lineage: Eukaryota; Metazoa; Platyhelminthes; Monogenea; Polystomatidea; Polystomatidae
Source: the annotation of a GenBank genome assembly
UUCCUUCAUAAUACAUCCUCAUACCUCGACACUCGUGAGAUGGCGAGUAAGGAGAUGAAGGAUCUUCGGGAAAAGUACAACAAGGAGACUAUUGAGGACCACCAGAUGGCAAUGACGGGUGGAACUGAGACAGAUCUUCUCAAAUGCGGCAAAUGCAAACAAAAUAAAUGCACCUAUAGUCAGGCAAAGAACAAUAUCUUUCGCCUCUUAGCUCCUAGCUAG